Molecule: messenger RNA, 2396 nt
Organism: Sebastes umbrosus (honeycomb rockfish)
Lineage: Eukaryota; Metazoa; Chordata; Actinopteri; Perciformes; Sebastidae
Gene: slc35c1
Product: solute carrier family 35 member C1
Exons: 3
Coding region: 169-1230 (353 amino acids)
Biological process (GO): protein O-linked glycosylation via fucose; GDP-fucose import into Golgi lumen
Cellular component (GO): Golgi apparatus
Molecular function (GO): antiporter activity
Source: RefSeq, a predicted model, not a curated record
GCUUAGUGGGAGGGGUUGGUGCCAUGGAUGUAUAAAGAGCAUUGGGAGGGGUGCAAAACCUAAAACAGACAAGACACUUCCUGAUAGUUUUUUUCUCCAUGCUGGACUAAUCAAAGAGCAAUCUCCUACAAUUUAAGAGCUCAGCUGAAGCGCUCCAGCAUCUUGAGGAUGGCUCUAUCCGGCUCUGAGACCAUGGACCAGGACGGAGAGGAGGAGACCUUCAUCCUCCGGGCGGUGAGGAUCGGAUCCGUGGUGGCGCUCUACUGGUUCGUCUCCAUAACGAUGGUGUUCCUCAACAACUACCUGCUGGACAACCAGGACCUGGACGCGCCGCUGUUCGUCACCUUCUACCAGUGCGUGGUGACGGUGGUACUCUGCUGGCUGAUGCAGCUGCUGUCCAGACUCUGUCCGGGACUCAUCGACUUCCCCUCGGUCCGGUUCGACCUGAAGACGUCCCGGGAGGUGCUGCCGCUGUCCAUCGUCUUCAUCAGCAUGAUCACCUUCAACAACCUGUGUCUGAAGUACGUCGGAGUGGCUUUCUACACGGUGGGCCGGUCGCUGAGCACCGUGUUCAACGUGCUGCUGUCCUACGUCAUCCUGAAACAGACCACGUCGCUGAGAGCCAUCCUGUGCUGCGGGAUCAUACUAGGUGGAUUCUGGCUCGGUGUGGACCAGGAAGGCAUGACGGGGUCCCUUUCCUGGACAGGCGUCUUUUUUGGCGUGUUGGCCAGCGCUUGUGUCUCUCUGAACGCAAUCUUCACCAAGAAGGUGAUGCCAGCGGUGGACGGAAACAUCUGGAAACUGUCCUACUACAACAACGUGAACGCCUGCGUCCUCUUCCUCCCGCUCAUUAUCGUGUUUGGAGAUCUGGGCCGUCUCGCCAGCUUCAACCACAUCGCCGAUCUCGGAUUUUGGGGCAUGAUGACGCUCGGAGGAGUGUUCGGUUUCGCCAUCGGCUACGUCACGGGCCUCCAGAUCAAGUUUACCAGUCCGCUCACGCACAACGUCUCGGGGACAGCAAAGGCCUGUGCGCAGACUGUUAUUGCGGUGGUGUACCAUUCUGACACUAAAAGCCUGCUGUGGUGGACCAGUAACAUGCUGGUUCUCAGUGGCUCGUCAGCCUACACGUGGGUCAAGAGUCUAGAAAUGAAGAAGGCUCCCCACAGAGAGCCUCAGGACUCAGCCAAGGAGAAGCUGCUGCCAGGGGAGAAAGGUGACAUGGGAGUGUAACCGUAGUAACUGGGCUGAGAAACCUUCAGCUUUUAUCUAUGUGGUGUGAGAAUGUAAAAUAAUGUAACAUUUAGGUUAUGACUGAUUGAAGUGAUGCUCACAUGGAAUCUGUGAUUUUGGUUAAUAGUCGUGUGGUUUUCUACAGUUUGACUUGAGGCCUAAACGAAUUUGUAUAUAUAUUUUAUUUAAAGCUAUUCACAUGCAUUGGGGCCUUUUUUAGAAUUAUUUUUAAAUGAACUGAGAAAUGUAAUAAUGUGUCUUUUAUGGUCCAAAGUGAAGGGAAAAAAAUCAUGUUUUUAUUCAUAGGGAGGAUAUAUUUACUCAGAUUGAGGGUAUCGGCGUCACAGCGAAAUGGUAACUUUUUACACCUGUUGUUUUUAAAUAUGAUUCUAAAAUUUGUAUGUGAAACAUACAAGUGUGUGUCACUAUGUUAAGAGUUUUAUCCUCUGGCUAAGAACAUUAUCUGCUUUCUAAUGUGAACAAAGCCAAGACAGGAGGAUCUGUAAUAUCCUGCAGUUAGGUAACCUAACCUAAGUAAUCAAAACCCCUUGUGUCAAUGGGACUGACAUACAGUAGGCCUUUUGUCUCCAAAGAAAACACUCCUUCUGCAUUUGAAACUGUUGCAGUCAUAAACUUGUACAUCAUUUGCUACGGCACGCACUGUUUCUGAGCUGGUCAAAUUUUAAAUUGUAAACUCAGGCGAUGGCGUACGGUCUUGAAAAUAUAUUUGCAUUUCAGCAAUAUGUACUCAAAGGUCACUCACGUGUUUGUACAUUUACACGUGUCAGUAUCUUUUACGUGUCACAGCAAUGUACAAUUGCACCAUUGAGAUGUGUUUGUUUGCACAUGUCAUCCACUCUUAACUUAAGGUGUGAAAUACCAGGUACGCCUUUACCAGCCUGAAAAUGCCGUUGUCUGUCUUCAAAACCGGCUUUUUAAAAAUGUCUUUGAAUCGCUGUAACAUUUGAACUUAACAAAAGCAGAGCCAAGGAGCUUAUUUAAAAGAAAAAAAAAAAUUAAAGAUGGUGUACAAUUCAACUGUUUUCAAGUUUUCUUAUUCAUAAUAAGGAACAUUGUGGGUUCUCUGUUAAACAAUGAAAUUGGAGGUUAUUUAUAUUUACACGUGGGCUAUUUUGGCAUUCUUGUCAAAUAAAUACUUUUAUGCA